This is a messenger RNA of Erigeron canadensis, 1282 nucleotides long. RefSeq names its product splicing factor U2af small subunit B-like. Bases 109 to 1038 code for a protein of 309 amino acids. Gene Ontology annotation, biological process: mRNA splicing, via spliceosome. Gene Ontology annotation, molecular function: metal ion binding; pre-mRNA 3'-splice site binding. NCBI's taxonomy places the organism in Eukaryota, Viridiplantae, Streptophyta, Magnoliopsida, Asterales, Asteraceae. The transcript has 6 exons. The record is from RefSeq and is a predicted model, not a curated record. Gene Ontology annotation, cellular component: U2AF complex; spliceosomal complex.
CUGAUUUAAGCCUCCCCCUAUGCUUUCUCCAUAAUAAUCCCCAAAAACUGUAUACAAAAAAUUGAAACCCUAAUUUGAGAGGCGAGUGUGAUUUAAUAAAAAGAAAGAAUGGCGGAACAUCUGGCAUCGAUAUUUGGAACGGAGAAAGACAGAGUAAACUGUCCAUUUUAUUUCAAGAUCGGCGCGUGUAGGCACGGCGAUCGGUGUUCGAGGUUACACACAAAGCCAAGUGUAAGCCCUACAUUAUUGUUAUCUAAUAUGUAUCAGCGCCCGGAUAUGAUUACUCCUGGUGUUGAUGCUCAAGGCAAUCCUAUCGAUCCUAGAAAAAUCCAAGAUCACUUUGAGGAUUUUUAUGAAGAUCUCUUUGUGGAGCUGAACAAAUAUGGGGAAAUUGAAAGUUUGAAUGUCUGUGACAAUCUUGCCGAUCACAUGGUGGGAAAUGUUUAUGUUCAGUUUAGGGAGGAAGAAUAUGCUUCAAAAGCACUGAAGAACCUUACAGGGAGAUUCUAUGCUGGUCGACCCAUCAUCGUUGACUUUUCACCAGUGACUGAUUUCCGGGAAGCUACUUGCAGGCAAUAUGAGGAGAACACUUGCAAUCGUGGUGGUUAUUGCAACUUUAUGCAUCUAAAAAAGAUUGGCAGGGAAUUGAGGCGGGAGCUGUUCGGUAGGUACAGAAGGCAUAGCCGUAGCCGGAGCAGGAGCAGAAGUCCAUAUAGACAUAAAAGCUAUGAUGAGCGGGGCCAUGGAAGCCGUGGCCAUAGCCGAAGGUAUGAUGAUAGGGACCGGGAUAGGGAUUACUACUAUGAUAGUCGGUCCAGGAGACACAGGAGCACAAGCCCACUGCAUAGGAGAGAUCGCAGCAGAAGUUCGGAAGGUAAAAGACACCAUAGUCCUGUUAGGGAAGGUAGUGAAGAAAGGCGUGCCAAAAUUGAGCAAUGGAACAGGCAAAGGGAAGAAAGGCGUGCGGAUGAUAGUGCAAACAGAAACAAUUAUAUGAAGAAUGGUGAUGGAUCCUACGAUCAGCAAUCUGAGUACUAAAUUGGAUGUUUGUUUGGCAAGGGUAUUCUGAUGGUCGUGUGACAGGGAUUUGCAGGUGCAGGAGUUGAGAGUCUUGUGUUAUGUGUUAUUGUAAUGAGGUUAGGGGUGAGGAUUCACUGAGUUUAGAUUCAAAUUUUCAGUAUUCUUAUUUGGACAAGUGAUUCGGUAUUUUUAAAUUUUUGUAUGUUGAUGUUGUUGGAAUCUUGUUCUUCCGUUAAUGCAUCUUUGCUUUUAAGUGGUUAAA